Messenger RNA from Cephus cinctus (wheat stem sawfly), 2185 nucleotides. Its product is annotated as putative inorganic phosphate cotransporter. Gene Ontology annotation, molecular function: transmembrane transporter activity. The coding region runs from base 469 to 1992 and encodes 507 amino acids. The transcript has 8 exons. The record is from RefSeq and is a predicted model, not a curated record. NCBI's taxonomy places the organism in Eukaryota, Metazoa, Arthropoda, Insecta, Hymenoptera, Cephidae. Gene Ontology annotation, cellular component: plasma membrane. Gene Ontology annotation, biological process: monoatomic anion transport; transmembrane transport.
GAAUCCGACCACCAUCCUGCCAACGUUAGAACAAUUUUCACUAUUUUCUAAGACACUCGUGACGAAACGCUUUUCUCGUCUACACACCGACGAAAUUUUCAUGUCGGACUGUACUAUUCAAGCUAGUGUACGAAUUUACCCGGAUUCGGUGCUGAAAAUAAAUUUACCACGCAGCAAUAACGACGAAGGAGUAAACAUUUGGAAACCGUGAAAAAUUUCGAAAAAGUGCACAAAAAUGGCUCAAGGAAUUUCGGAGAGUUAACUUAAUUUUGAAAAAUUUUUAAGACCCUAAUUUUUUUUUUAAUCAGUCGUUCGUCGCUUAGUGCAAGUCUUUAUAUAUAUAUCGUGAUGUUCUUCUUGUUAUAAUAAAAAUUUACUAAUAUUACUUAUUAGUUAACGAGAGUGAUUUAGAUUGAACCCCAAAAAUUAUUUUUCGCAGUAGAAACAACGUAAAAAUUUUGUUCGAUCAUGGCGUCCAAUCCUAGAAUAACAGUUCGAUUAUCAUGUCGCCAAGUACUCAACAUCAUGGUUAUUCUGGGUUUCAUGUUGAAUUACAUGCUUCGUGUUAAUCUAACAAUAGCCAUAGUUGCCAUGGUGAUUCCGAGCAACCAUAGUUCACAUUCCAAUGAGACUGUUGACAGCGGAUGCGUCAACACCAAACUCUCAUCGUCCAUCAUUCCAAUUGACAACAUUACGACAACAGCAGAUAUUAAGGACGAAUCCGUCGAACAGACCAGGUUCCCGUGGAACGAGUAUGAGGUCAACCUGAUUUUGGGUAGCUUCUUCUGGGGCUACAUCUGCACUGAAUUGCCUGGCGGACGACUUGCUGAGGUCGUAGGAGCAAAAAGAGUCUUUGGCUACAGCAUGCUGGUCUCUAGUGCCAUUACUCUUCUGACGCCCUUGUCCAGUACCUUCGGAUACAUGGUCGUGGCUGGUCUAAGGGUAGUUUUGGGAUUUAUGUUGGGCGUCACGUGGCCUGCGAUUCAACCAAUGACUGCACGCUGGAUCCCACCGAUGGAGCGAAGUAAAUUCGUAGCAAAUAUGAUGGCAUCUUCUCUUGGAGCUGCCAUCACAAUGCCCAUUUGCGGCUAUCUCAUUGCCUCUCUUGGAUGGGAAUCCGUAUUUUACGUAACCGGUGCAAUCGGUUUAAUCUGGAGUAUCGGAUGGUUUUGGUUCGUUUACGAUUCGCCAGCCCAGCAUCCAAGGAUAUCGAACGAGGAGCGUCAAUUUAUUGAAAACGCGAUUGGUACCACGUCGACUAACAAACAUCUACCGGUACCAUGGAAAUCAAUUUUGACGUCUGUACCAGUAUGGGCAAUCAUCGUAACACACGGCUGUAGCGUUUUCGGUUACUUCACAGUGGUAAACCAGUUACCAACAUACAUGAAAUACAUACUGAAAUUCAAUAUCAAAGAGAAUGGACUUCUCUCUUCUUUACCAUACCUAGGUAAAUAUCUUUUUGCAAUAGCAACCUCGAGCCUGGCAGAUUAUUUGCUUCGCAAUAAAAAACUGUCGGUCACGGCUAUUCGAAAAAUUUUUACGAUUUUUGCCGUGAUGAGUCCAGGACUCCUGAUGAUCAUCCAAGCCUAUCUUGGCUGCGACAGGAUCACCUCGGUAGUCAUCUUUACUACUGCACUGACAAUCAACGGUGGCGUCACUGCCGGUUAUCUGGGCAAUGGUCUCGACAUAGCACCCAAUUUCUCAGGUACCAUCUUCGGCAUGGCCAAUACCCUGAGCUCUUUGGGCGGAUACCUGAGUAGCUUUAUGGUCGGUACACUCACGUAUGAAAAUCAGACUUACAGUCAGUGGAAAGUAAUAUUUUGGAUUUUGGCCAUCACCUACUGCGGCGGUGCUGUCGUUUUUGGAAUUUUUGGUAGCGGGGAGCUCCAAGCUUGGAAUAAUCCGGAAGGUGAUACUAAGAGGGACGGUAAUGUAGAGAACGGUGACGAUGCCGCGGCAGUGCCACUUAAGGAAAAAAAGAUAAUCCGAUAAGAAAUUUUUUUUGAUCUGUUUUUUAAUUUUGACGAACUAUUCUGCGAUUUGAUACGUUUGCCAAGGGGAGAAAGCAGAUAUUUUCGUUUUAUUUUGAAUGGAUCUGUAUACAUUUUGUUUGCAAUUUAUUCAACAGAUCCACUUUGCAUUUUGUAUGCGACCGGAUUAUGUAAAUAAAUAUACUAUUUUUUAA